Molecule: messenger RNA, 2596 nt
Organism: Oreochromis niloticus (Nile tilapia)
Lineage: Eukaryota; Metazoa; Chordata; Actinopteri; Cichliformes; Cichlidae
Gene: klhl6
Product: kelch-like family member 6
Exons: 7
Coding region: 488-2314 (608 amino acids)
Molecular function (GO): protein binding
Source: RefSeq, a predicted model, not a curated record
GGACUUACGGCGCCAGUGUGAUGGCGCGAUGCAAGAAAACUCAAGAUGAGGAGUUCACAGGAGCGUUACGCUUAUGUUUGAGAUUAAAUACUUUUAUCCCAACUAGGUUAAGCUGCUGAGCAGACGUCUUUUUCUUUUUUCUUUUUUCUUUGCAGUCAUCUUUUUCAUCGAAGAGACCUCCCAUCAUUGUCUGUGAUAAAAAAACAAAGAAAGGCAAAAAACUGUCUAGCUUAGAGAGAAAUUUACUCAGCUGAAGACGAAGGGGAAGUGUUAUGCAUACGCAUGUCCCUUACAGAACAGGAAUAGGAAGUAUGAAGAAGACAGGAAAAAACACAAAUCCACUUCUCAAAGCAAAAGAACUGCUGCAAGCGUAAACCACAAAUGCUUGUGCACUUUCUAUGUAGGCUACGUGUGCAGGUGUUUCUGAAGGUGGCUGUAUGCUGCUCUUCUGCAGAAAGGGAGUUUUGAAGCUCUGCUGGUGUGAAAGAUGAGUGACUCACUGGAGAGGACUACAGACUGUCCUUUGCCGCUUCUCGCUGAGGAGUCCAGCGUGAACGAGGAGAAAGGGAAUGUAACAGGACCAAGUGAGUUACGUUGGGAAGAUGGAGGUCUGCCCAUGGAGCUCCAGAAAGGGAUGGAAACCCUACGAGUGAACAGAGAAUUGACUGAUGUGACACUGCGCGUUCAGGGUCAUGACUUUGCUUGCCAUAGAGCGAUUCUGGCGGCUGCAAGUCACUACUUCAGGGCAAUGUUUUGCAGCGGUCUCAAGGAGAGUCAUGAGGAACGUGUGGAAAUGAAAGGGUUGGACAGCGGGACAAUGCACUGUCUCUUGGAGUAUACCUACACCAGCCGAGCUCUCCUCACACACUCGAAUGUCCAGAGAAUACUCGAGGCUGCCAGUCAGUUUCAGUUCCUGCGUGUGGUAGAUGCGUGCUCUAGCUUUCUCAGCAAGUCUAUGCAGCUAGACACCUGUAUUGGCAUCCUAAAUCUGGCUGACAGACAUGCCCUGUCAGCCCUGCGCUCCAGAGCUCAGGACUAUAUUACUACUCAAUUCUCUCAAGUGGUCCAGCAGCAGGACUUCCUGGAGCUGCCAAUGGAAUCUCUGGAGACUGUCCUGCAGAGGGAUGACCUGGAUGUGAAGUGUGAGGAGUGUGUUUUUGAAGCACUCAUGCACUGGGUGAGAGCCCGGCAGGAUGAACGCUAUCCCUUACUGGCCAGGUUGCUUACGCACGUACGAUUGCCGCUGCUGGAGCCGGCAUACUUUGUUGAGAAAGUGGAGUCAGAUGAGCUGAUACGACGGUGCAGCGAGGCUUUUCCUUUGUUGCAAGAGGCCCGCAUUUAUCAUCUCUCUGGCAGGGAGGUGGUCUCAGAACGAACCAAACCACGUGUGCAGCACUUUCUGUCAGAAGUAUUCUUGAUCAUUGGAGGCUGCACCAAAGACGAACGCUUCAUUUCCACUGUCACAUGUUUGGACCCUCUCAGACGCAGCCGACUGGAGGUCGCCAGGAUGCCAUUGACAGAAUUAGAGGAUGAGUCCCAAAAUAGAAAAUGGGUGGAAUUUGCUUGUAUCACUUUCCACAAUGAAGUAUACAUAUCUGGAGGUAAGGAGACACAGCAUGAUGUCUGGAAAUACAAUGGUGCCCUGGACAAGUGGAUCCAAAUCGAGCCCCUGUCGACUGGGCGCUGGAGACACAAGAUGGCAGUUCAUUGUGGGAAAGUGUACGCACUGGGAGGGUUUGAUGGAGUUCAGAGGCUUUCUAGUGUUGAGGCCUAUGAUCCUUUUCAUAAUCGCUGGAUGCAGGUGACACCUCUUGCAGUAGGUGUGAGCUCAUUUGCUGCUGCAAGCUUUGACAGAUGGAUCUAUGUGAUUGGUGGUGGGCCGAAUGGAAAGCUGGCCACCGAUAAGGUCCAGUGCUGGGAGCCAGGGACAGGCGGCUGGGAACUGAAAGCACCCAUACCCAUUGAAACUAAAUGCACUAAUGCUGUUACUUUCAAGAACUGCAUCUAUGUAGUUGGCGGUGCCAUGCAUGCCAUGUACUGCUACUCUCCUCUAUCUGAUUCCUGGACCCUUGUGACUCGUCUGGGGGAGAGAGCAAGCUGUGCCAUCGCUGCUUGUAACAACAAACUUUUCAUCACUGGAGGAAGAGAUAACAAAAACCAAGUCAUCUCCACAGUGAUGUGCUGGGAUGUCGCCCGAGGGGUUUUGACAGAGGAAUGCGUUUUACCAAUGGGAGUCUCGCACCAUGGCAGUGUGACCCUCAUGAAGUCCUACACACAUAUACACAGAAUAACACCUGCCUCAGAGAGCCAGUGACACAGGCAUCGUGAACAGGACUUAUUUUGGUGCUAAGAGUGGUUGUAGGAUUGUGCAUGAACAGUAAAAACAUGUUCAAAGAUAAGAAAAAUGUUUUUUUCUGCAUGCAUUACAAUGUUUACUUUAUCUUUGUUACCGUUUUGUAACAAAUUAAUCACUAUGAUGUUUUUAGCAAACAUUGAGUUUGUAGUUAAGCUUUCUCAGAAAAGUGUGGAUUACAACAUUACAACAGGUCACAAUAAGUCUACAAACACAAAUACAAAAAUGAAACAUUUGCUAAAU